This is a messenger RNA of Cydia splendana, 4262 nucleotides long. Its product is annotated as muscle segmentation homeobox-like. Bases 1007 to 1825 code for a protein of 272 amino acids. Gene Ontology annotation, cellular component: nucleus. Gene Ontology annotation, biological process: embryonic morphogenesis; regulation of transcription by RNA polymerase II. The transcript is spliced from 3 exons. Gene Ontology annotation, molecular function: DNA-binding transcription factor activity, RNA polymerase II-specific; RNA polymerase II transcription regulatory region sequence-specific DNA binding. Lineage: Eukaryota; Metazoa; Arthropoda; Insecta; Lepidoptera; Tortricidae. The record is from RefSeq and is a predicted model, not a curated record.
CAAACACAUAGCUGAGCCAAUAAGAUAGUUGAACUGAAACUUCUAACUCACACAAAACAGUAUUAAUUCCAACAUUCGAAUUUCAUAGGAGCGCGCCAGCCCACUUCCGAGCCAACUGCCAACAAAUACCGUUUUGUUUCCAAAACGUCACCCGUUCUCACCUACUGUGUCAUAAACAAAUCAAACAUGGCGGGCCUAAUGACAAUGAGACAUUAGCGAGCUACAAAAUGCCUCCGCGUUUGCGAAUAAUUAAAUCGUAAAGCCCCUCUCCGCCUACGGCACCAGUCUAUUUACUCCUUUUUCAUUCAACACAAUAGCUGCUGCAAUCCGACACUCUCAACUCUAUUACGUCAGUUUAUUAUUUAUAAACCCAAGCGAAUUUAAACUCUAUUAGCUUCUGAUAGAACUCAUAAGAUAUUGCACACUUUUUAUUUUAUAAGGCGUAUUCCACAGAGAGUAUUAAUUUGAGCGCGACGGGCCCCGCCUACUCAAUAUCGCGUUUACACACAUGUUGGCUCGUAUUGUCGUCCCGCUCUAGCCGCGCCGCUUAUUAAAAUUCCUCGGUGUAUAAUACCGUCUCUCUCGCUCGGUACAGAGAAGUCGGCACUCGCCCCAAUGCUGGCGCGAUUUUCACCGCGCUUCCACGCGAUUUGCGCGAGUCCGUACAAAUUGGAAACUAAAUAUCCGAUUGCUCAAUCCGAUAGGUGACGCGAUUUGUGCGAUUGUGACUGUGACUCAAAGUGAAGUUUGACUCUGAGUGUAAAUCAAUUAACAGUCAAUAGUGCUUUUUUUUUUCAAUGCUCUAAAUUUGACAGCUGGAAAUUUUGCAACAACUGAAAAACGCCGACGGUCGGACGUUUUUCCGAAAACCGAAUAAGAAUCCUAUUAAACUCAAUUAGAAUCUAACCUGAACGGUAACACGGUAACGGUAACGGUUUUAACGGUAACACUUGCAAAAUUUUAAGUAAAGAUGGCGUAUUGACAUCUGAAAUGCUGAGUAGAUGAAAUGAAGACCUCGCUCGAAUGCGAGCGGUCAGAGGCCGCGGACAGCGGCGGGAAGGGCCGGAUAUCCUUCAGCGUGGACUCGCUGCUGGGCAGCAAGGAGCCCUCCAAGGACCAGGAGCACAGCAACGAUGAGAGCAACACGCUCGAGACGGACGACAGCGACGUGGACAUCGAGGACGUCGACUCCAACGCGGGGGAUGAAAGAGAGGAAGACGAGAGAGAAGGACGGGAGAGUGGGAAUGGAGAGGAGACGGAGAGGAGUGGAGUGGUGGUGCCGCAGCCGAUGCUGCCCCGGCUGUACCAGGGCCCGCCGCCGACGUGGCCGUUCGGAGCGUUCCCCUGGAUGGCUCCGAACCCUAUGUUCCGGACUGGAUCACCCAACGCAGGUCCUCCCAGUGGCCCUCCCGUCGUGCGCUGCCAGCUUCGGAAACACAAGCCCAACCGCAAGCCUAGAACACCCUUCACCACGCAGCAACUGUUGGCUCUCGAGAAGAAAUUCAGAGAUAAACAGUACCUGAGCAUCGCUGAGCGUGCUGAGUUUUCAUCAUCGCUGAGGCUCACUGAGACUCAAGUCAAAAUCUGGUUCCAAAAUCGGCGCGCGAAAGCGAAAAGGCUCCAAGAGGCCGAAAUCGAAAAGCUACGUCUAUCCGCACGGCCGCUGCUGCCUCCAUCAUUCGCGCUGUUUGGGGGCGGAGGGGCGCCCCCGCUCUUCGCCGCCAUGGCCGCCGCCACGCGCCCCCAACUCAGCUUCCUUGGAGGACCCCCCACACACCAACACGCCAUCAACAUGAACAUAUUGAACUCUCUACAGCCCCAUUGACGUUUGGAGCACGCGGGUACGCGUGAAACGACGAACGAGCAGCCGCCAUCUUAAAAUCAGUGUUCAAAUUUCGUUGUCUGUGAUUCAAAACUUUUUCUAACAGCGGCGUUAACAAGUAUACUGAACGAACUUUAAAUCAGUAAGUGCAAUUUUAUAAGUUAAAUUAAAUAGUUAAUUUAUUUUAAAAAUAGUUGAUAAUUGUGUAUAUAUAGACUUAAACGAACGUUACGGCAAUAGACAUUUAUGAGACAGUUUAUGAGCGAAACGUCGCAUUCAUGAAUGUUUGUUAGUAUUAAAUCUUAAAAGAAAUAGUUACUUUUUCAUUGAGGACAUUAAAUGCCUAUAAAACGCAUUUACACAUUAAUUCAAUGCGAACUGACUGUUAAUUAGAAAUUUUCUGAAAAAUACGCACUUACGUAAUUGUGAAUUAUACUUAAUUAUACAUACAUACAGGAUGAUUUUGUAAUCUGACCAAACUCUGAGGGAUGAAUAUGUACUCUAGGUGAUACUGAACAACUUUUAAAAUCCAAGCCAACCCCGAAACCGCGAAAAAAAAUCAGCUGUUCCAUAGAAAAUAUUGACUCUGAUUCACCGAAAUAUAUGAGACGGCAGAUUUUUUUCUGAGGCUAGUGUGUACGAGUAUAUGGUUGAAAUACUCGAGAUAUACAUUAAUUCUAAAUGUUCAAAAUUGAAUUCUAUUGAAAAAUUGGGUACCUAUGUUCUUUUGCUACUUAUAUCUACCUACCUUUACCUCUAUUUUAAUUUAGUAUAUGAAAAUUAGAUAUAAAGCAGAGUUUAGUUUGUGUUAUUUUUGUUUCCUCUCUCUUUUCAGAUUUUUUUUCUAUCAGAAAAAGGGACUAUACAUAGAAACACUGUAUUUCCUUGUAACAUACAUCGAUGAUUGUGUAAAGAUCUUGGACUUUUAACUAAAUUCGACAUUUUAACAUCGUUAAGUACUGUAACUUAGCUGCAAAACUAAAAUUACUUUGCUUUAAUAAGUAGUUUUUCUCGUUAUUUACUACAUGCAAAAUUUUGCCUUUCUAUACAUAGCACAACGGUAUUGUAUUAUUAAGCAUUUAAUUUUGUACCCUAUUGAAACCUUUUUUUAGUAGCCAUAGUAAAUUAUUUAGCUUAAUUAAAAUACCGUUCAAAAUAGACCCAGAAAAUGUGAAAUUAUUCUCCCAUGAGUUUGGAAUGAUUUAUAAAAUCUUCAAAAAUUGUGUGUAAACUGUUAACAUGUCGAAUUUAGUUGUAUGUCAUCAAUCAUCAUCCUGCAGGCCUAUUAUGAAUCGCUUUAUCCACGUGAUAAAACAACUGUCACUUUUUAACUCCGCGGGAAAGAAAGUGACGGACACCGUUUUAUCACGCUGUCACGUAGACAAAAAAGACCAGCACAUCCGUACUGAUAAUGCAUUUAUGUCAAAUGUAAAUGUAAAUAAUGAUAUAUUUAACUUAUUGUAGAGAUAAGCUCACCCUAGUUAAGAUGUUAGAUUUUUUAACACAGUCCUAUUUAGUGCGAAAAUUGUGAGAAAUUGAGCCAUAGUCAUUGUUUUAGCAUUGUACAUUUUUUUGUCUUUAUAUGUGUUCCUAUUACAUUAACUCACUUUAUCUUCUUCUAAGGCUUUUAUUUUAAAUGACACCUUUUUUCUCUCUAAAUGUCCUUCUUUUUGAAAAAAAAACCUUCAAAAAUGUCUCUGGUUUAUGCUGUCUGUAUAUAAAAUUUCGACGUAAAUAAAUUGAAUGUAAUAUAAACUAUGUAAGUAAACAGCAUAAAACGAGGGACUCUUUUCUGGGUUUUUAUUGUUGGACCGAGAAACAAAAGAAUAUAGAUUUUUAUCAUGAACAGAAAAAGAACUAAAGAAAAAGUUCAUACGUAAUUACAAGAGUUGGGUUUUGAUGGCAGAAUCGUGGUUCUAUGAAAAAAAUGCGAAGUACCUAAGUACAGUAUAUACAUUCAAAUCUAUCAUAAAAUGUUUUCUGCUGAAAUAAGCACAAUCAAACUGUGCUUUCCUCGGUAAACUCUCUUGGUUUUGUUAGGGUUCCAUACCUACCUAAAGGGUAAAAACGGGACCCUAUUACUAAGACUACACUGUCCGUCUGUCCGUCUAUCUGUCACCAGACUGUAUCUCAUGAACCGUGAUAACUAGACAGUUGAAAUUUUCACUGAUGAUGUAUUUCUAUUGCCGCUAUAACAACAAAUACUAAAAAGUUCCGAACUCUCGGUGGGCGAAUCCGACCCGCACUUAUAUCUUGGGUUGUUUUUUUUUAUCUGGGUUGGUACUUAUUUUCGGCAAAUACGGCAAUACGGAUUUUCAUUUGUUUCACGUGUCCUGAUUGAUUUAUUCUACUUUUAACAAUGUGAAAGCCUUCCCCUGCAGUGUAUACAUCUGUUAAAAUAAAUUUACGAUAAAAAAUAUACUUAAUUAUUAGUACAAAA